GAGUGAAGAGAGGGUCCUGUGGUGCGCUGGCAGGGACGAGGAUGAGGUCCUAGGUCCUUAAUUAGCGUCUCCUCUCCUCUCCCCCUUACACUCGGAUCCCUUGGAGGGGGGAGGGUGUUUCCAGCGGGCCACCUUGCGUGUGACGCCGCGUCUGGCAGCCUCAGGCCCGGGCUUUUCAGACUCCGGCGUCGCCCUCCGAAGGUUCUCUGCUUCAGGAAGAGGUGGCCCAGUUCCUUUUAUCCCGCGGUGGUGCGUUCCUGAGUGUCGAAAUGCCUGUUAAGAGAUCACUGAAAUUGGAUCUGUUAGAAGCAAAUUCAUUUGAUUCUUCAAAAAUCACAAGGAAGAAAAGUAUUACAACUUAUUCUCCAACAACUGGAACUUGUCAGAUGAGCCCAUUUGCUUCUCCUGCAAGCUCUAAAGAACAAGAGCACAAAAAUGAACCAUCAAAUGGAAAAAGGAAAAAAUUGAGUCACCUCAGUUUAACCGAAAGGAAGGAAUCUACAACAAAAGACAAUGAUGAAUUCAUGGUGUUGCUAUCCAAAGUGGAGAAAUCAUCAGAAGAAAUCGUAGAAAUAAUGCAAAACUUAAGCAGUAUAGAGGCUUUGGAGGGCAGUAGAGAGCUUGAAAAUCUCCUUGGUAUCUCCCGUGCAUCAUGUUUCUUACCAAGAGAAAUGCAGAAAACAAAAGAACUAAUGAAAAAAGUAACAGAACAAAAACUGUUUGAAAAGAAGAGUUCGGGACCUCCCAACAAAGAAUUAUAUCAUCUUGACAGCUAUGAAUUCCUUAAAGGCAUUUUAAACUGAGGCAUUUAAAAGAAAUGCACUUACUGUGAACACCAACUUCUUCUGCAUCUGCCUGAUCGUAUUUAAAGGAACAGAAGAAAUGUUUGUAAUUAAUCUGCCCAGUAAAUACCAGAUCAUAGCACUAGGCAGGUGCGUGUCUAGAUAAAAUUUCUUGCAGCUAAUUUAAACUUUCUACAUACACCAGUAGAUAAUCUCAAUGUAAAUAAUACAUUUCUUCUCGACCCUUUAAUGUAAGCCAACAUGUAGAAGAGGAUAUUAACUUCUAUUCUGUAUCACAUACACUUCUGUAUCCUUUUAGCAUUUGUGGACAGAUUUAAAGCAUUUAUGAAGAUGGCAUUUUGGUAAAAUGUUUUAAAACUCAGAUUAAAUUUAAUGGUGAGUGGAAUUAGGUACCACUUUCCCAUGUAAAGCCCCAAGUGUGUAUUAGAUUUUUUUUUAAACUUCUAAAAUUUCUCUAGAAGUUUAUUGUGUAGCCACUAUCUUAGGGAUGAGUUUUUAUACUCUAGUUAUUUCUAUGCUUAUACAGAAAAACUAUAUUCAAAGUUUUAAAAUUUUCACACCUUUUAUAAAAUGCAUUUUUCAGUACAAAUAUAUUUUUAAAUAUGAAGUUGUUCUUAAACUGAACUACACAGACGCUACUGAAUUUAAAGAAAGACCUUUUUUAUGGGGUAUAUGAUCACCUGAAAAUUAUUUUGAAGCAUUAAUUUAAAUUUCUAUUUUUCUGUGGUGUUAUUUUGUAUCAUCCUCGUUCUAUCACAAAAUAAAGGGGAAGUGGGAAUCACAGGAUAUGUUAUAAAUUAAUAACAUUUUUUUUUAAAACUUCUGUAUUUUUCUUUGACCAUCUCUACAGGGGAAAAAAUACUGUGCCCUUGGUUCUUGCCCUAAGACUUGACAAAAUUUGUAUAUUACUGUGUCAUGUAAAUAAAAAUACUAUAUGAAAAUCUGAAAUAAAAUUUAACUUAGGUUUGAAAAUAACUGAUUUUCCAUUUAGAUAAACUUCAGAUUUACCUCUUAAAAUGAAAAUGAGUUUUUAAAAACUAUUAAAUGACAUCAAUUAACUAUUAAACCUAAUUCCCUUCACUAAUGAUUUUAUUGGUACUAUUUAAAUAAGAUUUUAAAGAUAAUCUGUCUGCUAAAUACUAAGAACACUUUGUGAUACAGACCUUAUAAUAGGCCAUUACCUAAAUAUACCAAAAAGGCUAAUUCCUUUGUUUUCUAGCAUUGAAAACUAACCUUAGGAUGUAAGCCAAAGCAUAUAAAGAAACUUGUAUUAGUCAGGAAAAAAAGGGUUAAGAAAUAGAUUGGUUGCAUAUAUAACGCAAGUUAUGUGGGUAUGUGCUUAAUGCUAUUAAGUCAGUUACUGUAUGUUUGACCUCGAUAUACUAAGCUUUUGCCUUUCAGAACAGCUGGGUCUGCUAAGAAUCAUUUCCCAGUUCUCUUCAUUGUAGAUCAGAUGACUCUCGCUUUAUCACCCUUGGAGGCCACAUGAAGGACAAAGCAGAAAGAUCCACACACAAAACUAAUGUUUAUAUGGCGGGGAGGGGGGUAUGGCAUGGAGGAAGGUGGGGGGGGGGGCGGAUACACUUGGCCCUGAUCUUCCAAUGAACAUAACAGAAGAGACCAAUUGAGACUUGAAACCCCUGUGUUACUCUAACCAUUAUUUAGUUACAUCCUAUCCAUCUUUUACUCUUUCUAUUGAACAGAGAGGCUCCUUUGGCUGCCUUGACUUUUGUAAAUGUUUCACUCACUUAGUUGUGGUUUAUCAUUUGGACAGAAUGCUACAUCUGGGAUUUUUCUCCCCUCCUUAACGCCUCAAGGGAAAAUGGCUUCUGUAUGCUUCAUAUUUGAUACAUGAACAUACACCCUGUUCUCUUCAUUUUAAGAAGCAAGCCUAAGUUUAUUGGUAACAGAGAAAACUGCAUUUCUCAGAAACAGCCCUUCCCUCUAAAAUGAACUUGAAAAACUUGGAAGGGUUCAUUCCUUGACAGGUAUAUUAGCAAAGUAACUGAGAAAUCUUCAAUAUUUUUGCAUUACCUAAACAUCUUUAUAUUAAAACAUCCCAAUAAGCCUGAGUGUAGCUGAGAGAAGUACUUUGGAAUUGCCUGUUUCUGUGAUCUUAAUUCAUCAAUGGACAUUUUUGGUAUUUUGGAACCUAAUCCUUCAAAGUUCAAAGUGGACUCUUCUUAAAUUGGUUUCUAAUGGAUAUAAGAGAUAAUUGACUUAUAAGGUAAUUGCUGCAGGUCUCCAUAAAAGCUACAGUGUUACUCAAUAUAAUUAAAUUUCUGAGGAAAACGUGUAUUUAGAGGAUUUGUGUUUAAGAUACCUUGAAUAUGGAUGCGUUCUACUUUAUUAUUUAUAUAAUAUACUUUUAUUUUCAAAUAAUGUUUCUCUGCUCCAGUUAUUUAGAAGCUAGGACUUCCUCAUCACUGAUUUAAACCAGCAUCCUGUGUUAAACCCAUGUAUGCUAUUACAAAAAAUAAAAAAAUAGGACUAUACCAGGCAGCCAAGAUGCUGACAUUUGGGCACAGUGAUUACAGAUGGUGACCAUGGACAGCGAUGUUCCUGCUGAUUCGGCAGUGAUUCAAGGCUGCUUUUCUGUGCUGACCUGCCCUUUGAGUCUUUAUGCACAUUUGCUUUGAGAAAGAAAUACUUCCUGAUUUUUGCUUUGUCUAAACCUACUUCCUUUAUCAGACUUAGAAGCACAUACCUUCUUGCAGCCUGUGGCUGUCCAUGCCUAGAACCAGAUUUUCUUUGUGUAUAUAUGCUCACUGUUUUAAAAUAUAUCACCACUUAGUCAAUAUAUGUUAAUGGAUGUCUUAUGAAAGAAAAAUAUUCAUUAAAAACCAUAGGUU
Messenger RNA from Zalophus californianus (California sea lion), 3655 nucleotides. RefSeq names its product integrin subunit beta 3 binding protein (gene ITGB3BP). Gene Ontology annotation, biological process: CENP-A containing chromatin assembly; regulation of DNA-templated transcription. Gene Ontology annotation, cellular component: nucleoplasm. The record is from RefSeq and is a predicted model, not a curated record. Bases 270 to 803 code for a protein of 177 amino acids. NCBI's taxonomy places the organism in Eukaryota, Metazoa, Chordata, Mammalia, Carnivora, Otariidae. The transcript is spliced from 9 exons.